AUGAUGAAGUCCCCAGCUACCCGGUUUAGGACUGUUUCAUUGCUCAUAUCUUUGAACGAAGCUAUCAAGAACCCAAUCCAGUCCACAUUCACUCCUCAAACAACUUAUUCCAAAAUGUCCGCUCCUCGCGAAGGCCGCCAAUCUCCCGAGCCAGAGACCCAAACUGGCGCUCAACUGCGUGAUCCCCCUUCCCACGGUAAAUUGGACGACAACUCGACUCGCCCAGCACCGGAGUUUUCGCACGAGAGGGCCGCCGAUCAGAAGGGACCUUCAUUGCCGGGGAGUAACCCUACGCAUCGUCUUGAAGAGAUUGAGGCAGAGAAGUUUAAGAGAUGA
Penicillium subrubescens is the source of this 336-nucleotide messenger RNA. RefSeq lists its product as uncharacterized. NCBI's taxonomy places the organism in Eukaryota, Fungi, Ascomycota, Eurotiomycetes, Eurotiales, Aspergillaceae. The transcript has 3 exons. The record is from RefSeq and is a predicted model, not a curated record. The coding region runs from base 1 to 336 and encodes 111 amino acids.